Messenger RNA from Clarias gariepinus (North African catfish), 1631 nucleotides. Its product is annotated as kazrin-A-like. The transcript has 9 exons. The record is from RefSeq and is a predicted model, not a curated record. The coding region runs from base 190 to 1560 and encodes 456 amino acids. NCBI's taxonomy places the organism in Eukaryota, Metazoa, Chordata, Actinopteri, Siluriformes, Clariidae.
CAGAGUCGAUACGUCGUCUCUCUCUCUCUCUCUCUCUCUCUCUCGAGCGCGCGUACUUUCUCUCUCCGUUUAGAUUAACGUCAGAAUGCGAUUACAGCACUUUCCUCGCGUUUAGAUCGUCGCACUGUAACAAAGGCAUUCAAAGGGGAAGUGUUUCUGAUGCUCGGCCGCGGGUGAUCUUUUAAAAGGAUGGAGGACGGAGAGCAGCUCGCGCGCCGCGGCGGAGACCCAACUAUCGGGCGCUCGAGCCAGGAGCAGACCGAGCUGCGCGCGGAACCGCUGGCGCGUGACGAAGCCGGAGAAGCGGCAGCGCGAGACGCGGCCACGGUGGAGCGGAGACAGGCGCGCAGCUGCCACGACACGGUUAGACAAAGAGGCACUGAGGUCAGCAACUUAACAAACCUCAGCACCCACGAUACAACACUGGAUAAAGUGCUGCUGCGUGAGGAGGUGCUGGCUCUGCAGGAGGAGGUAGCUGAGCUGAAGCGCAUGAAGGAGAUGCUGAAUAAGGAGCUGGAGGAGUGUGGAGGUGGCUGUUCAGCUGAGCUGCUCUCCGCUGCUGAACUUCGGGUGCAGCUCUCUCACCGAGAGAGAGACCUAGACCGCGCCAGUGAGGCACUGCAAGCGAUGAAGGCAGACCGUAAGAGGUUGAAGAUGGAGAAAGCUGAGCUGGUGAAUCAGAUGCAGCAGCUCUAUGCUACGCUGGAGAGCCGGGAAGAGCAGCUCCGAGACUUCAUCCGCAAUUACGAGCAGCACCGCAAAGAAAGUGAGGAUGCAGUGAAAGUCUUGGCUAAAGAGAAGGACUUGCUGGAGCGGGAGAAGUGGGAUCUGCGGCGUCAGACUAAGGAAGCCACUGAACUCGCAGUUGCACUGCGAUCCACACAGGAGCUGAAAGAGAACAGAAUCAAAGAGCUGGAGGCAGAGCUGGCCAUGAUGAGUAACUAUGUGGCCCAGAAACUCGAGUGUCAGCUGUUUGUUCGAGCUCCCGAAAAGCCAGUCUCCCCCAGAAACAUGUCGGCUAAGCAGUCUUUGGCAACGCUCACUAAGGACGUUCCUAAGCGCCACUCUCUGGCCAUGCCCACAGAGGCUGUCGUCAAUGGCAACCAGGAGUGGGUGAUGCAUGCGGAGAUGCCUCUUACUGCAGCCAUCCGUCAGAGUCAACACAGCCUUUAUCACACACUCGACAGACAUGUGUUAAAGGCUGUGCCCCAGUGUGUGUGUGAUGUUGACGGAGUGUGUGUGGCGCACGCCUCAGGCAGCCUCCGCCUCAGUCCCUGUCACUCACGGCAACCGUCAAUGAUGUCAGACGCCUCUGCGCUGGAGGGAGAGCGAUCAUCCACGCCGUCUGAGCUCAACUCACCACGACACAGAACACACUCCCUCUGCAACUCUUUAGAAGAUCUGGAAGACCAGAAGAGGAGAAAGAAGAAGGAGAAGAUGGGUUUGAGCUCUCUGUCCCGUGUGUUCGCUCGAGGAAAACAGAGGAAGUCUCUCGACCCUGGCCUUUUCGACGGUACCAACACACCUGAGUACUACAUAGAGGAGGACGCUGACUGGUGAUCCAGCCACACAGUUCUCUGACCUCUGUGUGUCCGUUCGUUUUUGUGUGUGUGUGUGUGUGUGUGCGUGUG